Molecule: messenger RNA, 702 nt
Organism: Aspergillus terreus NIH2624
Lineage: Eukaryota; Fungi; Ascomycota; Eurotiomycetes; Eurotiales; Aspergillaceae
Exons: 2
Coding region: 1-702 (233 amino acids)
Molecular function (GO): oxidoreductase activity, acting on paired donors, with incorporation or reduction of molecular oxygen; heme binding; monooxygenase activity
Source: RefSeq, a predicted model, not a curated record
AUGGGCCUGUUUCUCAACAAGAUCGUCAUUCCCGGCUACUUCAGUCAUCUGCGCAGUAUGGUCGGGUCCUUAAGCAGGGGGAUAUCCCGAAAGGCGACGCUUGAGUAUUACGCCCAGGUCGCGGACGAGGAAACCGCCAAAGCAGUCGACGGUUGGACCUGCAAAAGCGAGGCCGAAAAGUCCGUGGCUCUGUUUGAGGAAAUCUCGUUUCUCGUCCACAAGAUCAUCGUGCGCUGCCUGAUGGGCCAGGACUUCUACGACCACCAUGUCAGGGAGCUGUACGAUCUACUCCGCACCAUGGAGGCCAAUGUCGGCAGCAUCUGGCACACCGUCCUCCCCGGGUGGGUGGCCCACGGCCCAGCACGUAGGCUGUGGAGAUGCCGACAGCGUGUGCAAGAGAUCUUUGACUUCCGCCUGCGGGAGCGAGAGAGAUCUCCAGAAGAGUGGAAGAAGAGGCUGGACUAUAUCUCGUACACUCUGCAAGACCCUGCCACGGCGCAUCUGAGCCGGUUUUACGGUGCCCAUCAUACUCUGCUGAUGUUUGCGGCACACACCAGUACAGUCGCUAGUAUAUCGUGGAUUCUGCUGGAAAUCCCCGCACCGACUCCAGCGCCUCCGAGAGGAACUAGCAACGCACGCGCUGGAGCAGUCACCCUUCCUCGAUGCCCUCGUCAAAGAAACAGGCCGGCAUUACUCUGGUAA